Dictyostelium discoideum AX4 is the source of this 1404-nucleotide messenger RNA. RefSeq lists its product as hypothetical. The record is from RefSeq and is a predicted model, not a curated record. NCBI's taxonomy places the organism in Eukaryota, Evosea, Eumycetozoa, Dictyosteliales, Dictyosteliaceae. The transcript has a single exon. Bases 1 to 1404 code for a protein of 467 amino acids.
AUGAAAGAUAAAUUAUUUUUUAAGGUUUGGAGAAAUGUUUAUUUGUUAAAAAUGAUUUUAGAGUUUAAAUUAUUAUAUGAAAAAAAUGAAAUUGUAACAUUUUUAAAUUUAACAUCAUUAAUUGAAUAUGAAAAUAAGGAAUAUAUUAGAACAUUAAUAUAUAAAGGUAAUGAAUCAAUAAAUGAAAAGUGUUUUUUACCAAAUAAUAAAAAUGGUGUAUUAAAUAAAAUAGUAUUUAAAGAACAAUCAAUUUCAAAUAUUGCAAGUUGUUUAAUACCAUUUGGAGUUGAAAUAAUUGAAUUUGGAAUUAGUUUAACAUUUAAUAAUAACAUACUCGUUUCCACAACUCCUCUUUUCCUAUUACCAUCAACAAUUAAGUCAGUUAAAAAUGUUGUAAUUAAUGAAACUGAUUAUAGUAAAGGUAAUGAUUAUUUAAUUCCAAAUAAUAUUAAAGAAAUAACAUUUUUAAAAUGUCCAAAAAUUUCAAAAGAUACAAUUAAAUUUCCAAGUACAUUAGAAUCAAUAACAUUUAUAAAUGAGUGGAAUAAUGGUGAUUCAAUUUUAAAAAUUGGUGAUAUACCAAAUGGUAUUAAAAAUUUAGUAUUAAAUAGUUACAGAGAAGGUUUUGAUAUUUCAGUAUUACCAAAUUCAAUAAUUAAUUUAGAAGUGAUUUUAAAAUGUAAUAAACUUGUUAAAAAUGUUAUACCAAUAAAUGUAAAAUCAUUAACUAUGAUGUAUUAUAUUAAUGAAAAUGAAAAUGAAAAUAAUAAUACUAAUAAAUUAGAAAUUACUCAUGAAUCACUACCACCAUCAUUAAUAAAUUUAGAAUGUUAUUCAAAAGAUAUGAAAUUUCUACCAAAUUCAAUACCAUCAACAGUUGAGAAUUUACAAAUUUAUGAUUUACAAAUACCAUUAACUCCAUCUAUACUAUCACCAAGUAAUUCAAUUAAAAAAUUUGAAAUUGCAUUUGACUUGAUUGAAUUCACAUGUAAAAGAUUAAAUUUAAAUUUAAAUUAUUAUAUUGGUUCAUUAUUACAAUGUUUAACAAGUUUAAUUGAAUUUUCAAUCAUUGGUUAUUUCAAUUCAAAAAUUGAUACAAACAUAUUACCAAAUGGUUUAAAAAUAUUUAACCUUUUAGAAAAUAUAAAUUUUAAUCAACCAUUUGAUCAAGAUAAUAUAUUACCAUCAACAUUAACUCAUUUAAUAUUAAAUAAUAAUUAUUCAAUUGAAAAUUUAUUAAAAAUUAAAUUACCAAUUUCAUUAACAUUUUUAUCACUAUCAAAAAAUUUAAAGAAUAAUUUUAAUAUUAAUAAUUUUAAUAAUUUCAAUAAUAAUAAUAAUAAUAAUAAUAAUAAUAAUAAUAAUAAUAAUAAUAAAAACUUAAAAAUUCAUUUUCGAGAUUAA